AAUGGCAGAAUGUGUUCAGUUGCCCUGGCAUCGACUUCUAAAGAAAUCUUUCGGCACGUCCGUCGCGGAAUAAGGGAAAGUGUUUUGUGAUUCGUCCACAAAAGUCGAAGAGAGACACAACGAAGAGAAAAGUGUUGGUGGGAUUCUGUAUAAAUUCGACCGGCAAGUGAAAUUUCGCUUUAGUUGUCUCAAGAUUUGAGACUCGAACGGAAUUUUUGGUUAGUGAUCGCGAGUGAACCAUCUCUUAUAUCUUCCUGGGAUUACUUAUACACCAUUCAUCUUCUUUGUCUUGAGUGUGAAAGUGAAAUUUGUGCUCAGAGGAAUAUACCAUCUUUGAUCUUCAGAAAUAUUCUGAGGAACUAAAGACACAUAGACAUGGGGAAACUCCUCUGCAUUGCAAUACUUGGGUGUCUCACAUUGGCACCAAACUCAUGGGCCAAUGAGGGACAAUGGGCUUGGAGUACAUCCAAGGAUGACCAGAAGACUGAUAAAGUAGAUUUGCUCAUUGGUGAACAAAAAACCCCAAUUAAGCGAUCUUCAUCAGUAGACAAUGAGACACUUGUAGACGAAUUAGUAGAUUCAAUUCUCUCAUCAACAAGACAAGGAAGGAAUCUUGAUGGUCCUUUCAAUUUGAAUAUUUCAAGUUAUGAUGAAGUCUACAGCGAUCCAAGUGUUAAAGAAGCCAUACAGAAUGGAGAUGAUGUUGAAGCUCGUAACAUCAUUAAAGACAAACUAUGCAGUUUGGGCCUAAUGCAGUGUGAUUUCGAAGAUGUAGAAGGCAAAAGACCUUACUUGCAUCCUGAAGACCUUAUUUAUGCUCAACCAGUUGCAAUUCGUCCAGUAGGACGUCCACAACCCUCUGUACACUACAAACCUCGACCUGGACCUAUUAGGGGACCAGGUGGAGGACCUCCUGGGGGACCCUAUGGUCCUCCCAAACCUAUGCCACCACCGAGGAAAGUGGGCUAUGCACCUGGUAAACCUCCUGGUUACGGACCACCAGGGAAACCCUAUCCUGGAUCUUUUGUAUCAGGACCUGGACCUAUUUAUUCCAGUCCACCAGGAAAUGUUGGAAGUUCCCAAAUUAUCUAUUCGCCCAAACCACCAGGCCCAAUUUACGAGGGUGAAUCUUCAGGACCUUAUGAUUUUGAGAGUCCUCUCCAUGGAGAAAAAAUUCACUAUCAGCACGGAGAAAAAAUUCACUACGAACAUAUUCAGGAUGGAUCACCUUUCGGCAAGGACAAGCCUUCAAUUCUGACAAAUGCACCAGGUGGUUCAACCCACACUGCUGAUUCAUCCAAUGUUCAACAACAUGUUCAUCAUCAUUAUCAUCAUGCUGAUGGUGGAAUUGGAGAAAAGAUCACAGUACCAGUGCCAGUACCAGUACCUGUUCCAAGUAGCAAUACGAUUGUUGGCAAUGAAUUUUCGCACUCCUCUCAGCUUGCUACUUCAGCUUCAAACGGAUUCACACCUGUAAGUGGGGGCUUUGGACCUUCAUACGGAGACAUUCGACCAGUCAGUGAAAAUAUCAGAAAUCCUGGUCCACAAACUUUUGGAUCGGCAAACUCAGUUUAUGGAUCAUCAUCUGGAUCUGGUACUUUUGGUAGUCAAUCAUCUGGAAGCUUUCAGUCGCCUCAAGACUACUACAAAAAGGAAUAUGGCUACAACGGAGGCUUCAAUUCCGGUGUCAAUUCUGGAUUUAAUUCCGGUCUCAAUUCAGGACUUAAUUCCGGUCUCAAUUCUGGACUUAAUUCCGGUCUCAAUUCUGGACUUAAUUCUGGAUUCAAUUCUGGACUUCAAGGAAACUAUGCCCAGUCGCAGCAGUACCUAUCACAAUCAGCUCAAUAUCAGGGCUAUAACACGGCUCGACAGGAAAAUUUUGACUGCGUUUGUGUACCAUUUGACCAGUGUCCGGCUAACGAAGUGAUUGGACGUAAAGAUGAUCUAAUUCUUCCUUUGGACCCAAGGAACUUAGCUUCAGAUAUCGAAGCUUUGUCCGACGAAGCAGUCAUUACUGAUGGAAAUGGCACAAUGACAGUGGUAAGGGUACCCAAAAAGGCUGAUGAUGCAAAAGAAGAUACAAAUAAGGAAGAAACAAACGUUGAAGAUGCUAAAGAAGCUGAAGCUGAAACUAAGAAGAUUAGCAAACGAGAUGUGUCUGAGAAACAAACCGAAGGAGACAACAAAGCCAACAUCGAACCGCGUCUUUUGGGUUUCAACGGCGCUAAUGGGCUCAAGAAGAAGGUGGAACCAACAUUUGGGGUUUCCUUUGGUCUACCAUAUCCAACCCAUGGCUACCCAUUGAACCCCUAUGGACCCUACCCAGCACCCAAUCCAUACUUUGGUUCCAUCAGUCCCAACGGUCUCAACCUCGGUCUUGUCAACGUCAAUCCACUCGUAUCCUUCCAAGUCACCAAGGAUGAGUAUGGUGAAAAGGUGCUUAAGCCUCUGGUCAAUGUUCACGUGACCCCCAAUGAAAAUAUUCUACAUAAGGUGGGACAUUUCUUCCACAACAAGAAGCACGGUAUCAAGCAGGCACUUCACUCCCAGCACUACCAUCACCAUACACACUACCCCGCCCCACCAGAAAUCUACCAUCCUCACCAUUAUCACGAUUCAGGUCCAUAUUACGAUUCCCCACCUCCAAACUACCACCCAGGACCCUCAUAUUAUGGUCCCUCUGGCGGAGGAUACGGCUUCGCGUCUGGACCCAGCUACUUCCGUGACUCUGGUCCCGACCUCGACUACAAUCCCUUCCUUUUCGAUGGACGCAGUGCAAAUGGAAGUGCUAACCAACAACAGUUGAAACUAGCUCAAUACAACUACCAAAACGUCUAUCCACAAAAUCAGAACAACUUCCAAACCCCCGAUACAAGGGAAUUCCGUGCUGGAUACGCUAAUGAGUACAAUUAUCAAACCCCAACACAUCCUAUCCCAGCUCAGGCACCUGGGAAUGCCCGGGGAUCAAAGAAUGUGGCCUUUCCAACCAGUCGUCGGAAACGUUCAGUCGAAGACAAAGAUACCCCUGAAGAAAGAUCUCUUAACACGGAAAAGCGACAAGCUUUCUACCGCCCACCGCAGCAACAGUUACUGCAACAGCAAUGUGGUCCGAGAAGUGUUUGCUGCAGAAGACCAGUAAGACCCCAGGCACCAAUUCGAGGACCGUUUGGUCAAUGUGGAGCUAGGAAUGCUCAAGGCAUCAAUGGACGUAUCAAAAAUCCUGUUUAUGUGGACGGAGACAGUGAAUUCGGUGAAUACCCGUGGCAAGUGGCUAUCCUCAAAAAGGAUCCUAAAGAAUCUGUAUACGUUUGCGGUGGUACCCUGAUUGAUCAUCAACAUAUUCUUACGGCAGCACAUUGCGUAAAAACGUACAACGGAUUUGAUCUGCGAGUUCGCCUUGGAGAAUGGGAUGUAAAUCACGAUGUGGAAUUCUAUCCUUACAUUGAACGAGACAUUAUAGCUGUCCAGGUGCACCCUGAAUACUAUGCAGGAACUCUAGAUAACGACAUUGCCGUUUUGCGAAUGAACCAUCCUGUGGACUUUGCACAGUCGCCUCAUAUCUCACCAGCUUGUCUCCCGGACAGAUUCUCUGACUACACAGGCAGUCGCUGCUGGACAACUGGAUGGGGCAAAGAUGCUUUUGGGGAAUUCGGAAAGUACCAAAAUAUCUUAAAGGAAGUGGAUGUUCCUGUUAUCAGUGAACUUCAGUGCCAACAGCAAUUGAGAAAUACUCGCUUGGGCUACAACUACCGUCUCCAUCCGGGAUUCCUGUGUGCCGGAGGAGAGGAAGGCAAAGAUGCGUGCAAGGGAGAUGGAGGAGGUCCCUUGGUGUGUGAGAAAAAUGGAUCCUGGCAACUAGCCGGAAUAGUAUCCUGGGGAAUCGGUUGUGGUCAAGUCAACGUGCCCGGAGUUUAUGUUAAAGUAUCAUACUACCUAGACUGGAUCAAUCAAGUUACCAGGAGAUUCUAAGCACUCCUCAUUGAAUUAUUGAGAAGUUAUAUUUUUUAGAAUUAUUUAUUUACUACUAAUCCAGUGGAUGUCUUCUGCCAAACAAGACAUUACUAACCAUAAUAUUCUCUCAUACUCUUUGACUCCACGUGACCCAGGGGUAAUCAUCCUGGUCACGGGAUGUCGGAGACAGACGUGUAAUGCUUAAAAGCAUUUUAGUUUGUAAGGUAAAAACUCAAAUAAAUACCUAUUUACUUUCAA
Molecule: messenger RNA, 4209 nt
Organism: Phlebotomus papatasi
Lineage: Eukaryota; Metazoa; Arthropoda; Insecta; Diptera; Psychodidae
Product: serine protease filzig
Exons: 7
Coding region: 376-3969 (1197 amino acids)
Biological process (GO): proteolysis
Molecular function (GO): serine-type endopeptidase activity
Source: RefSeq, a predicted model, not a curated record